GGCUGCUGCGGAGAUACAGCUGGAUACUAUUGAACGCCGAAGACUGUAUUUUUGCCAGGCAAGUCAUAGACCGUAUAAGUGACGAAGAGGCAGUUCGAGGGAACAGUAAUGGAGAAGCUUUGAUCCAACGUUUUUCACGCCACUUCGAUACGAAGUGAUUUUCAUAGCAGGUUAAGAGAGCCUUUUCGGUAGUGCGGCCCCAAUUUUCGUGGCAAAUCAUAACGACGUGUUACCUCAAACGACUGUGAGCUGAGAUGGAAACUGGAGAGCAGGUUGGAGUGGAGGCUGUCCCCUACUGCUGUUCUGACUUUGAUAGUGGGGAGACCCCCGCCCGUGGCCUGGCCAUCCGCACCAGAAAGACCCGCAGUCUGAGCACCUCAUCUGCCACUGCCUGCGACUACAGGAGAAAUCAGUCUCUACAUGGACCAAGUCCUGUGACCACUUUUGGACCGAAAGCAUGUAUGCUGCAGAAUCCACACGCAGUCAUGCACAUUCAGGACCCAGCCAGUCAGAGGCUGACGUGGAACAAGCCUCCCAAAAGUGUCCUUGUCGUCAAGAAGAUCCAGGAUGCCAGUCUACUGCAGCCUUUCAAAGAGCUGUGUGUUUUUCUCACAGAGCAGAAAAACAUGAUUGUUUAUGUGGAGAGCAAGGUCCUGGCGGACACAGCCAUUGCGGGCGAUGAGAGCUUUGGGGCCGUCAUUCAGAAGUUCUGUACCUUCAGAGAAGAUCUCGAUGACAUUUCCAAUCGAGUGGAUUUCAUCAUCUGUCUUGGUGGAGAUGGGACCUUACUUUACGCAUCAUCACUCUUCCAGGAGAGUGUUCCACCUGUUAUGGCCUUCCACCUGGGUUCUCUGGGCUUCCUCACACCUUUCAAAUUUGACACAUACCAGUCUCAGGUCACCCAAAUCAUUGAAGGUAACACCGCCAUCAUCCUGCGCAGUCGCCUGCGGGUGAGAGUGGUGAAGAAGGGCAUCAUCAUGACGAACGGUGACAGUGAGGGCAGCCGCAAAUCCAUGCAGUACCAGGUGCUAAAUGAGGUGGUGGUGGACAGAGGCCCGUCGUCCUACCUUUCCAACGUGGACCUCUUCCUAGACGGACACCUCAUCACCACGGUACAGGGAGACGGUGUGAUAGUGUCCACUCCCACGGGCAGCACGGCGUACGCGGUGGCGGCCGGAGCCUCCAUGAUCCACCCCAACGUGCCGGCCAUCAUGAUCACUCCCAUCUGCCCCCACUCAUUGUCCUUCAGACCCAUCGUAGUGCCUGCUGGGGUGGAACUCAAGAUCAUGCUGUCACGUGACGCCAGAAAUACGGCCUGGGUGUCGUUUGACGGGAGGAAGAGACAAGAGAUCUGCCAUGGAGACAGCAUUACCAUCACUACUUCAUGCUUUCCUGUUCCCUCCAUCUGUUUCCGGGACCCCGUGAACGACUGGUUUGAGAGCCUGAGCCAAUGUUUACACUGGAAUGUGAGGAAGAAGCAGAACUACCUCUGCUCAGAGGAGGAAGAAUUCUGAGGCCAACAAACUCGCCUCCCGGUGACGCUAUGUUGACCCUUUGGGUGCGUUCCAGAUAUACAGAUUCUGCACAGUUCACUGAUGAAAUCUGAUCUUUAUAAUACCUGGACAAGUGUUUUAACAUACUAGGAUACGACGUCAACAUGAUAUUUUGAUAUCCUAUAUCUGGAAUGCACCCAUUGACUUCAGUUGGAUUCCAUCAGGUAAAUUUGCAACUAAUAUCCUCCAGAGAUGGUUUGCAUUAUUUUGUUUUGGUUCUAGAAUGAAUCAUCCCUUACUGUUAAGAAUUUCACGCCCUUUGAAAAAGAUUGUCGAAAAUGCCUUUUUAUGCCAACAAACAGUCUCACGGGUUAACUUAAACCUUGAUUGUUUUCAGUCAGACAUGAGACAAAGUAAUACUGAGCUAGGGAUCAAAACCAUGAUAUCAAUCCUCCUGAUAAUGAUUGUUAAAGUUGGCCCAUGAGAUAUAAUGUGGUCUGUUUUAGCACUUUGUCUAUUGUUUUGUGGCGUCUACAGGCUAUCAGGGACAAACCUCGGCUCCUCUUAAACCAUGGACGUUGUUUUGUUUAGCUUGAGCGACGUGAAUGCUAAGGGGCUGCCAAGCUCCUCAACAUAGAAAACAGAUGUCGUGACUAUUGUCAGUGGGGUUGUUCAUCAAGAACCAAUGUUCUUGGAGAUAAUGGGGAUAAGGAAUUAAAUGUAUUUGUUUUUUAUACAAUCCCUAACAGAAAAUUAGGUAUUACUAUUACUACUUCAGGAAAAGCAGAAUAAUUGCGUCUACUCUGCAAUAAUGAACUAAAUGUGUAGAUUGUGCCUUCAACUCGUAACUAUUACAUAGAUAAUUGCUUAUUAAGGUUUACAUAACUUUAAUUUUCUUAAUCGUAUUUACAGCUUAGUGCAAGUGUAGCAUAAUCAUAUCUUCAGUAUUCCUCUCUCUGCAGUUUGUCUGCAGUGCAAGCCAUUUGAGAAGCUUCAGUACAUGUUCAUCUUACGUUAACUACUCUGUCUACAACAACAUUGUAGUGUCUGACCAUGUAAAAUGCCAGAACAGUAUGGAACAAACGUUAAGAACUAAAGUCCAUUCCAGGUGAGAUGAGACCACAACUUGAUUGUAUUCAUUGCCUUUCACUGUAAAGCCAUAGAUCUACUAUGUCAUUCAUUUCAAGGUAAUUCCGUUGUUCACAAUGAAGGAAGUUGUGAUUCUACAGGGUUUUACCACCCAAGGCAGGGGUAGGGCAACCCUGGUCCCGGAGUGCCGUGGAUAACUCAGGUUUUUAUAGUUUACGUAUUUAUAUUUGCUUUAGACUUGGGAGGACAGAUAGAUGGAAUUUAGCCCAUCAAUGAUAUGGAAUAAUUAGCUCAGUUGGCGAGGUGAUGAGUCUGGUGUGGUGCCUGGAUGGACCUAAACCCUGCUGUGCCUGUGGCACUCCAGGACCAGGGUUGUCCGCCCCUAACCUAUGGUGUCAGACUUAUUGCAGUAUGAUGAGAGAUUGAAGGCAUUCAUAUACCAGUUGUAGGUGUUGGCCUACCUUACCAAAUGAGAAUAAUUCUCACCCCCUCUGACGGACCAGCUCUGAAAUAUCGACUUGAUAAUAUAAUAAAAUAUGAUAUGAUGGUUUGAGGGGUUUUCUUUCCUAAUUGGCUUUUUGGGGGGUGGUAAAAGAUACGAUGUGAUAAAAUUGACAUGUUUUUCAUAUAACAUUUUAUCAAGGAGUUAUAAUAUAAUCUUUAACUAUCAGAUGUUCAUUUUAGAGACAACUAAUUAUAGUUUAUAUGAAUUUAAUACUUUAUGAAUUUGCGUGUUAAAUGUACUUGUUCGAUGGGCAAGUGACAUUUCCCCCAAUGGAAAAAGUGGUUUACGCUCUGGAUACCAGCGCACCACACUCUGCAAGAGGACCAGCUCACUCUAACUAGUCAAUCAUUCCUUUAUUUUCUCAUUUAUGAUGCUUCAAUAAGAUGUUUUUUAUAUAGCCUAUAUGUUUAUUAACCAGUUUGCACUGUAUCAUUGCUGAAAUAUAAUUAUCUUUGGUACUUUUUCUAUAUUGAUAUUGUCUUAAGGCUUCAGUGCAGGUUAGUUUCACAAUCUAUUCUCUUAAAGUAGAAAAAUUCAUUUCCUCUAACAAUUGAGUUUGGAGUGGAGUCUGUUCAUCAAGAUUGAAUGACAGUCCCUUCAGUUGUUAGGGGAUAUCAUUUUAUAAGAGCAAACAUUUGAAAGAAAUGUGUUUGUCUUUAUUUGCUACUAUACUUUGUUUUUCAGUGAGUACAGUGUAUCCUCUACUGAAGUAAUGGCAGUCGUGGACUUUGCCUUACAAACCAGCCGAUAGAUAACGAAAGAACCAAGAUUUUUACACUGAAAUCAUUUAAGCUUCCCUAAUGUGAUACCUUUAUGGUUCCUUUUGGAUGAAGGACCUUAUUCCUAUGUCAAGUCUAAUCUUCAAGUGCUUCUCACUUUGUUUUGUAGACUUCUACAUCUCUGUGGUCCUAUAACUCUUUUGUAAUGGUACGUUUUGUAAAUAUUGUUUCUGAAAUGAAUUCUGCUAUUUUUCCAGAGCACUUUAAUAAACAGAGAGCCAAUGAA
Oncorhynchus tshawytscha (Chinook salmon) is the source of this 4092-nucleotide messenger RNA. RefSeq names its product NAD kinase a (gene nadka). NCBI's taxonomy places the organism in Eukaryota, Metazoa, Chordata, Actinopteri, Salmoniformes, Salmonidae. The record is from RefSeq and is a predicted model, not a curated record. Gene Ontology annotation, biological process: NADP+ biosynthetic process; NAD+ metabolic process. Gene Ontology annotation, molecular function: NAD+ kinase activity. Bases 255 to 1514 code for a protein of 419 amino acids. The transcript is spliced from 12 exons.